Messenger RNA from Seminavis robusta, 1790 nucleotides. The record is from the annotation of a GenBank genome assembly. NCBI's taxonomy places the organism in Eukaryota, Bacillariophyta, Bacillariophyceae, Naviculales, Naviculaceae.
GCCUGUUUCCGUUUAUUAAGUACCGGUAUUUGGAAUCUAUUUUGAUCGGAAGCCUUCCGUUAGUUGGUUGUACAAAUGACUUGUGCCUAUUGCUGUAUUACGUGUACAGUAAAACAUGUAUUUCGUGCCGAUAGUAAAUCGCUGAUGUCUCAUUGAGGCCGAUCUAAAUAAAUAAAUGACGUCCCAAAACUUGUAUGCUUAUGACAUACAAGAGUACGACUGUAGGCACACUCGUACAUGUACAUUGACACAGCCGUAUGGACGGUACCGGUACUAAUGCGGUACAGUCGUACCAGUAUGGUACCGUACCGUACGGUGCAUGUACCACCCGUACAGAAAUUGAGGAUAAAACCCCAUCUCUAAAUUGAUCAGAUUCAUCAUUCAGCAGUCAGGCGUAUCUUUUUCUUCUUCUGCCACCACGCACUUUCUCGCUCUGCGGCCAUUUUGGGAACUUUGGACCGUCUGCGACCAUGCAUUUUCUUUGCUGAUGCGAAAGAGAGGAACAACUCUGCAUUUGCUUGUGUGUGGAUAGAAUCAUAGAAUCUUCCAUCAAUUGAGUUAUCCACAAGACCUCAUAAUUUUGUAAUCCGAGCAAAGGAUACCGGUACGAGUAGACUGAAAGAUUCAAGAUGUCCUCGAAACUAAAUGAGCUCCAGAAUGCUACCGUCGGUAUGACGGUUGGCGUCAUUGAGGUCUUGAUCCUCCAGCCAUUCAAUUACGCCAAGAACAUGGCGCAGCAGAGGCAACCAAUCCAACUGAAUCCCAUGAUCAUGUAUCGUGGUGUGGGCGCAAAUGCUGUCAACAUGGGUUCCUGUACCAUGAUCCAAUUCGCCGUGGGGGGCAAGCUGAAACAUAUUGUUACCGGCGGGGAGGCCAAAACACGCCAUUUGACUCUUGCAGAGGAGAUGAUUUGUGGUAUUGGAGCUGGAGCAGUGAGUGGUUUGGUUGGAAGUCCCUUGGAACUCAUCAUGAUUCAGCAACAACGAAAGGGAGGCGGCACAGUCGACACAAUCAAAAAUAUCAUCAAGAAUCCACCGGAUGUUUACCGUGGGCUUCUUGGAUGUGCCAUCCGUGAGGCUCUCUGGACUUGUGGUUAUCUUAGUAUCCCACCUGUUGUGAGGAGAACUCUCAUGGAAAAAUACCCCGACACUUUUACAUCAAAUGACAAAGCUCGGGUCCCUGCUGCGUUGCUUGGAGGAUUGUUUGCUUGCUACCUGACUCAAUGGGCUGAUACCAUCAAAACCUGCAUGCAAGGAGACAUUGAACGUACAACCUACGGAACUUUCUCCGCUUCGGCAAGGCAUAUUUGGGCUGAGUCUGGCAUUCCAGGAUUUUACCGUGGUGCCACUUUCAGGUAUGGCCGUAUGGCUUGUGCUGUGUUUAUUAUGGACUACUCGGCCGAAUUCUUUGCCAAGUUGAUGUACCCAAACGCUUUCGCCUAAACAUGGCGCAGCGAGUACGCAGAUUCUGCCGUUGUGACGGGGACGGCCUCUUGUGUUAUGGUUAUUGGAUUCUUGGCGGAGUUUUUGGCCAAGUUAUUGAUACAUGCAAUCAAUCCACAUUCUAUCCAAGAUGGGGGCCUGUUUCUGUCACGCGUUUUGCUGUUGGUGGACUUGUGCGUUUCUCAAUAUAUGAGAAACCUAUACAAAAUGCACAUUCAUUUCAUUUCAGUUUACGUAUGUUUAUUUAAGUUUCAAAUGCAGCAAGAAUCGCCUCGCCUGUUGGGAUUUCUUCAUCUGAUAAACAUGGGACGUAGAUUUCGUCUCCGUUUUUCAUGUCUCGUCGUUGAU